CAACCAUUAACCACAAUAUAGUGAGCUGUAAUAAUAUGCGUUUAGAUAUAUUAUUAAUAUUUCUGCUCAAUACAGGAUGGAUCUACUAUGGACAUGCAGCGGACGUUUCACCUGGAGGGCAGCAGGUACAAAAUCCAAAGGACCCUAAAUAUCAAAAGAUGGCCGCAGAGCUUGUACACUCCUACUUACAACUAAAAAAUACUAAAAAUGUAACAGUUAAUAAAGUUACAACACAGGUGGUUGAAGGGCUCACCACUAGAAUACAAUUAAAAGUUGUCCUGGUUAAUGGAAAAUCAUCACUGUGCAAUUGUACAGUAUAUGAGAAAAAUUCGGAAAAACUAAAAUUUGUAACUUUUAAAUGCGACUCAUUUUUUACUAAUAAACUACUAAGUUCCACAGUUAAUUCUCGACCUGGUCAGGACCGGGACCCUAAAAAUCCGAAGUACAAAAAAUUAGCAAACUUCGCUAUAGGUAGUUUUUUCAACCAGCCUGGCAAAAAACCUUUUAAAAAAGAAGAUGUAAAAACAAUAUCUGUAUCAAAAGCAAAAGUAAAGAUUAAUUCCAAAAUUAUGACUGUCCUAACUAUUGAUGUCAUGACUAUUAAAAAUGUUCGGUUCAAAUGUAAAGGUGUAGUUGUAGAAACACCAUGGGAAACUAUAGAGGCGACUAAAGUUACCGACAUAGAUUGCGAUAUCAAUAAAGGAGAAACCCCAGAGGACACGCAACUUCCUGAAUCGCAAUCACCACAGGCAGAAAAUCCAGACGAAACACAACUUACCGACUCGGAACCACCAAAAGAAGAAAGUCUAGAUGAGACACAACUUCCAAAACAGGGACAAUCUCAAGAUGAAGAUGAGACCGCCGCGAUUGUUGCCCCGUCGAAUAAAAUUAAAACAGGUGGCGAACAACUUCAAAAUCCUAGUAGUAGUAAGUACCUACACUUAGCGGAAGAAUCUUUCAAAAGGUAUACACAGAAACACCAUCAUCGACCUUUGUCGGCUGAUUAUUUUGUAGUGACCAAAGUGACCACUCAAGUUGUUGCGGGAUUAAUUACUAGACUCGAUUUCAAGGCAGUUAUAAAGAUAGGACACUCGUUACAAUGCCAUUCAGAGAUUUUUGAACCGCCUGGACAAAAUUCUCGAGAUAUAAAGGUUAACUGUUUGGAUAUACCAGGUGGCGAAAUAAGUGAAAAUCCCAGUAAUCCAGAAUAUAAACAAUUAGCCAAAGAAUCAUUUGAAAAGUAUCUAACAUCUCGUAAUAUACGCAAAUUUAAAGUGAAAGAACUAAGAGUCACUCGGGUAACAACCCAAGUAGUUUCGGGAGUCAUCUAUCGGAUCAACUUCAAGGCGAUUCCAACCAAGGGCAACCCUUUAGAAUGUAAUUCUGAGAUUUUUGACCAACCAUGGCGACACUACAAAAAUAUAGAAGUGAAAUGUAUACCACCACGUUCUGCUAUUAAGUUAUCUGCAAGCAGUGGUAUGCUCGAUGGCAAAACGAAACAAAAUCCUAGUGAUCCAAAGUACAAACGAUUAGCAAAAGAAUCAUUUAAAAAGUAUGUUACGUCUCAUAAUAUACGCAACUUUAUAGUGAAAGAACUAAGAGUCAGUCAGGUAACAACCCAAGAAGUUUCGGGAGUCCUUUAUCAAGUCGAUUUCAAGGCAAUUCCAACCAAGGGCAACGCUUUAGUAUGUCAUUCUGAGAUUUUGGAUCAACCAUGGCGCAAGUACAAAAAUAUAGUAGUGAAAUGUAUACCAACACUUUCUGCUACUAAGUUAUCUGCGAGCAGCGAUAGUGCUUUGGAUGGUGGCGAAAUGGAGCAAAAUCCCAGUGAUCCAGAGUUUAAACGAUUAGCAGAAGAAUCAUUCAAAAAGUAUAAAACGUCUAAUAAACUCAAAUUUAUAGUAAAAGAACUUAGGGUCACUAAAGCAACAUCCCAAGUAGUUUCAGGAAUCAUUUUUCGAAUCGAUUUCAUGGCGAUCCCAACCAAAGGCGUCGGUCUACUAUGUCAUUCUGAGAUUUUGGAUCAACCAUGGCUAAACAAUAAAAAUAUAGACGUGACAUGUAUGUCACCAUCUAAUACUAAGUUAUCUGCAAGCAGUAUGAAAGCAGGUGCCGAUCUGUUAUCUGCAAGUAGUGGUAUGCCCGGUGGCCAAACGGAACAAGAUCCCAGUGAUCCAGAGUACAAACGAUUGGCAGAAGAAUCAUUCAAAAAGUAUAAAAUGACUAAUAGAUAUAUAGGCAACUUUAUAGUGAAAGAAAUAAGGGUCACUAAAGUAACAACCCAAGUAGUUUCGGGAGUUCUUUAUCGAAUCGAUUUCAUGGCGAUCCCAACCAAAGGCAUCGGUGCACUAUGUCAUUCUGAGAUUUUGGAUCAACCAUGGCUUAACAAUAAAAAUAUAGACGUGACAUGUAUGUCACCAUCUAAUACUAAAUUAUCUGCAAGCAGUAUGAAAGUAGGCGCCAAUCUGUUAUCUGCAAAUAGUGGUAUGCCCGGUGGCCAAAACCAACAAAAUCCUAGUGAUUCAAAGUACAAUCGAUUAGCAAAAGAAUCAUUUAAAAAAUAUCUAACGUCUCAUAAUAUACGUAACUUUAAAGUGAAAGAAUUAAGAGUCAGUAAGGUAACAACACAAGUCGUUUCAGGAGUUAUUUAUCGGCUCGAUUUCAAAGCAAUUCCAACCAAGGGUAACGCUUUAGAAUGUCAUUCUGAGGUUUUGGAUCAACCAUGGAGGAACUAUAAAAAUAUAGUAGUGAAAUGUACACCACCACUUUCUGCUACUAAGUUAUCUGCGAGCAGCGAUAGUGCUUUGGAUGGUGGUGAAAUGGAUCAAAAUCCCAGUGAUCCAGAGUUUGAACGAUUAGCAGAAGAAUCAUUCAAAAAGUAUAAAACGUCUAAUAAACUCAAAUUUAUAGUAAAAGAACUUAGGGUCACUAAAGCAACAACCCAAGUAGUUUCAGGAGUCAUUUUUCGAAUCGAUUUCAUGGCGAUCCCAACCAAAGGCGUCGGUCUACUAUGUCAUUCUGAGAUUUUGGAUCAACCAUGGUUAAACAAUAAAAAUAUAGACGUGACAUGUAUGUCACCAUCUAAUACUAAGCUAUCUGCAAGCAGUAUGAAAGCACGCGCCGAUCUGUUAUCUGCAAGUAGUGGUAUGCCCGGUGGCCAAACGGAACAAGAUCCCAGUGAUCCAGAGUACAAACGAUUGGCAGAAGAAUCAUUCAAAAAGUAUAAAAUGACUAAUAGAUAUAUAGGCAACUUUAUAGUGAAAGAAAUUAGGGUCACUAAAGUAACAACCCAAGUAGUUUCGGGAGUUCUUUAUCGAAUCGAUUUCAUGGCGAUCCCAACCAAAGGCGUCGGUGCACUAUGUCAUUCUGACAUUUUGGAUCAACCAUGGCUAAAUAAUAAAAAUAUAGACGUGACAUGUAUGUCACCAUCUAAUACUAAGUUAUCUGCAAGCAGUAUGAAAAUAGGCGGUGAAAAAAAUCAAGAUCCCAGUGAUGCACAGUACAAACGAUUAGCAAAAGUAUCAUUUAAAAAGUAUGUAACGUCUCAUAAUAUACGCAACUUUAUAGUGAAAGAAUUAAGAGUCAGCAAGGUAACAACCCAAGAAGUUUCAGGAGUUCUUUAUCGAAUCGAUUUCAUGGCGAUCCCAACUAAAGGCGUCGGUCUACUAUGUCAUUCUGAGAUUUGGGAUCAACCAUGGCUAAACAAUAAAAAUAUAGAAGUGAGAUGCAAGUCACAAUCUAAAAGUAAGUUAUCUGCAAGUAGUAUGAAAAUAGGCGGUGAAAAAAAUAAAGAUCCCAGUGAUGCACAAUACAAACGAUUAGCAAAAGAAUCAUUUAAAAAAUAUCUAACGUCUCAUAAUAUACGCAAGUUUAUAGUGAAAGAAUUAAGAGUCAGCAAGGUAACAACCCAAGAAGUUUCAGGAGUUCUUUAUCGAAUCGAUUUCAUGGCGAUCCCAACUAAAGGCGUCGGUCUAUUAUGUCAUUCUGAGAUUUGGGAUCAACCAUGGCUAAACAAUAAAAAUAUAGAAGUGAGAUGCAAGUCACAAUCUAAAAGUAAGUUAUCUGCAAGCAGUAUGAAAAUAGGCGGUGAAAAAAAUCAAGAUCCUAGUGAUGCACAGUACAAACGGUUAGCAAAAGAAUCAUUUAAAAAGUAUCUAACGUCUCAUAAUAUACGCAACUUUAUAAUGAAAGAAUUAAGAGUCAGCAAGGUAACAACCCAAGAAGUUUCAGGAGUUCUUUAUCGAAUCGAUUUCAUGGCGAUCCCAACUAAAGGCGUCGGUCUAUUAUGUCAUUCUGAGAUUUGGGAUCAACCAUGGCUAAACAAUAAAAAUAUAGAAGUGAGAUGCAAGUCACAAUCUAAAAGUAAGUUAUCUGCAAGCAGUAUGAAAAUAGGCGGUGAAAAAAAUCAAGAUCCCAGUGAUGCACAGUACAAACGGUUAGCAAAAGAAUCAUUUAAAAAGUAUCUAACGUCUCAUAAUAUACGCAACUUUGUAGUGAAAGAACUAAGAGUCAGUAAGGUAACAACUCAAGAAGUUUCGGGAGUCAUUUAUCGGAUCGAUUUCCAGGCGAUUCCAACCAAGGGCAACGCUUUAGUAUGUCAUUCUGAGAUUUUGGAUCAAGCAUGGCGGAACUAUAAAAAUAUAGUAGUGAAAUGUAUUCCACCACUUUCUGCUACCUACUAAGUUGUCUGCAAGCAGUGGUAUGCCUGGUGGCAAAACGCAACAAAAUCCUAGCGAUCCAAAGUACAAACGAUUAGCAAAAAUAGCAUUUGAACAGUAUCUAACGGAUCAUAAUAUACGCAACUUUAAAGUAAAGGAAGUAAUAGUCAGUAAGGUAGCAACCCAAAUAGCUUCGGAAGUCAUUUAUUGGGUCGAUUUUAAGGCAAUUCCAAACAAGGGCAACGCUUUAGAAUGUCAUUCUGAGAUUUUGGAUAAAAAUGGCGCCGGAAUUAUACUAUAAUAGUGAAAUGUAAACCAUCACGAUCUAAUACUAAGUUUCACGGCGACCUCAACUAACGGCCACAAUUUAAUAUGUUCAGCUCGGAUUUUGGAGAAAUCAAGGCGAAAUAUCCAAAUACAGACACUCGCUUCUUUUCCUCCUGACACUAAGGCUAUCUCAGACUGCUAGCAACCCUAGAACUAUAGGAGAUGAGAUAGCUUAAUAGAUGAAGCAGUUAUCGAAUAUUUUAAUAAUAAGCAAUUGACAGUAAAGCGCAUUAAAGUAUCAUUAAUAGCAUAGGUAAAAAAACACAAACAGUAGGAGGUAACAAAAACAAAACACAGAUAACAUAGACGUGAAUACGACCACACUAUUACUGACCCUUAAAUGUGCAUCCCGAAAUAAUUGGAUUGAUCCGGCCCCCAUAGACAUAAACUGUAUUUUUAAUCAUAAAAGUUCCAAUUUUGGUUGGUUUCAACGUGAGUGGGUGAAUCCUGCUCGUUCAGAGUCCAAGCAUUAAAUUAUGACAUUUAUGACCGAAAAAACUCUUAUCCAAUUUAUUAAAUCAUCAAAAAAUAGGAUUGACCUGAGAGGAAAAACUGACGCAAGAAUUACUUUCGGAUCCACUAAGUAAGUGCAGGAAUUGGUAAAACUUGUCGCUCGACCGCUAAAAUUAUAGAUUUGAAAGGAUUGAACUGCUACACAAAAAUUGUGGAACCCUUGGAACACAAAAAAACAAUUCAAAGAAGAAAAAUAUAAAUGAAAUUAUUUAAAAAAAUAUACUGCAUAGGUACGAGUAAAAAAAAAACAGUAUAAAUGAUAUUAACAGUAGUCUUUACAUAAAUGAUUUACUGGUUGAUGAUGAUGUUUAUCUGCCCUGAGAAAUGUAUACAGAUUCUUAUCUAUAUAUUUGCACCUGUAGGUAAAGGUUUAGAAAUCUAACGAUUUGAUUUUGCUUGAAUACAUAAUGUGAAUAAUUAUAAAUAAUAAUAUUUAAUUAUACAUUCAUAUUGUGACAAUUUUUCGAUGAUGUUCCAACAUAGCAAGUAAGUACUAAACUUGUCAUCAUUAUCGCUUUGUACCAAAUAAGAAGCUUUUGAAAUAAAUAAAGAGUUACAAUUGAACCUG
Molecule: messenger RNA, 6066 nt
Organism: Leguminivora glycinivorella
Lineage: Eukaryota; Metazoa; Arthropoda; Insecta; Lepidoptera; Tortricidae
Exons: 2
Coding region: 36-4682 (1548 amino acids)
Molecular function (GO): cysteine-type endopeptidase inhibitor activity
Source: RefSeq, a predicted model, not a curated record